UCAAGAUGGCGGCUGGACGAACUUGCUAUAGAUUUUUAAAUAUCAACAAAACUUAUUCAUUUCCAAAUUAUCAACAAUUUAGGUAUAAUAAUGCAUGGAGCAAGGGUUCAACGGUAUCAAGGACAUCAAAUUUACAGAAACCAUGCUUGCUCCAAAUAAGGACAAAAUUUGUCAGUACAAAGAGCCAGUCAGCAUCUAAAAAUUCUAAGAAAUCUCCUGUUGGUAUUUUAGCAACUAUUUCAAGAUAUUUACAUGGUGCAGCUGGUGCUGUGACAGAAGAAGGAGCCAAGAGAAAGAAACUAAUUACAGCCAGCUCUCUACAUAUCUUAAAGAGCAUGGCGAAACAUGUUUGGCCUAAAGAUCGACGUGACUUGAAGAUACGAGUUGUUGCUGCUGUGGUCCUUCUUGUUGCAGCUAAGGUUGUGAAUGUACAAGUUCCCUUUCUGUUCAAGUAUAUUAUUGAUCACCUCAACAACUUUGAUCCCUCAUCACUUGCAAGCACUGGAGGAUUUCUAGCAAUGACAUCCACAGCUUUAGUUCUUGGAUAUGGAGUUGCAAGAAUGAGUGCAUCAUUGUUCAAUGAACUACGAAAUGCUGUCUUUGCCAAGGUUGCACAAGGAACACUGCGUACUGUUUCUAGACGGACAUUCCUUCACCUUCACAACCUUGACCUUUCCUUUCACUUAAAUCGACAAACUGGAGCACUUUCCAGAGCCAUUGACAGAGGAACCCGAGGGAUCAACUUUGUUCUCAGUGCUCUUGUAUUUAACAUUGUUCCAACAAUAUUUGAAGUAUCUUUAGUGUCAGGAAUUUUAGCGUACCGAUGUGGGACUGAGUUUGCUGUAGUUGUACUAGGCUGUCUUGGAGUUUAUGCAGUUUUUACAUUGCGUGUUACACGAUGGAGGACUCAGUUUCGGUCACAAAUGAACCAAGCUGACAAUAAAGCUGGUGCUCAAGCAAUUGAUUCACUGAUAAACUAUGAAACAGUUAAGUAUUUUAACAAUGAAAAAUUUGAAGCUGAUCGCUAUGACAACCUGCUUGAAAAGUAUGAAAAGGCCUCCUUAAAAACAACUACUAGUCUGGCUUUCUUGAACUGGGGACAGAAUUUCAUCUUCAGUGCCUCUCUUAGUACAAUCAUGCUUCUGGCUAGCAACCAGAUCAUGCAAGGUACUAUGACCGUGGGUGACUUAGUGAUGGUUAAUGGACUGCUAUUCCAGCUCUCCGUCCCUCUCAAUUUUCUUGGUUCUGUGUACAGAGACUUACGACAAGCUUUGGUAGACAUGGAGUCAUUAUUCAAAUUACACAACUUGGACUCUGCAAUUAAGGAAAAGCCUGAUGCCUUCCCUCUGGUCCUUAAGGCAGGCGAUCCAAGUGCUAAAGUGGUAUUUGACAAUGUCAAAUUUGAAUAUUUACCAGACAAAAAGAUUCUUGAUGGGAUGUCAUUUGAGGUUCCUGCAGGAAAGAAAAUUGCCAUUGUUGGUGGUAGUGGUUCAGGAAAAUCAACCAUCGUACGACUGUUAUUCAGAUUUUUUGAUCCAACUGAGGGAAGAAUACUUAUUUCAGACAAAAACAUCCAGGAUGUAUCAGUAGAGAGUUUGAGGAAAGUUAUUGGUGUUGUUCCACAAGACUCUGUAUUAUUUCACAAUGAUGUGUUUUUCAAUAUAAAUUAUGGUCGAGUGAAUGCUACCAAGGAAGAAGUAUAUGAAGCAGCAAGAAUGGCUGAAAUACAUGACGCCAUUAUGAGAAUGCCUGAAGGUUACAAGACACCAGUUGGGGAGAGAGGUUUAAAGCUGUCUGGUGGAGAAAAGCAAAGGAUAGCUAUUGCAAGAGCAAUUAUCAAAGACCCCCCUAUCUUAGUGUAUGAUGAAGCUACUUCAUCUUUGGACUCCAUCACUGAAAUGAACAUCUUAUCAGCAUUACGGAGUGUAACACAAGGUAGGACAUCAAUCUUCAUUGCCCAUCGUCUGUCUACAGUUGUUGAUGCUGAUGAAAUUCUUGUCCUGGAAAAUGGUCAAGUCAGAGAGAAAGGCAACCACUAUUCACUGAUUACAGAUCCAAACUCUCUUUACGCACAUUUAUGGCAUAAACAGCAUGCUGCCCAUACCAAAGUAUUAGAACAGUUAGAUGAUAGUUAUGCAACAGAUUCAGAUACCACAGUUUUAUAACAGUUUCUCAGUGUAAGUGUAUUGAUACUGGGCUGCCUGUGCAGUCUCAGGUUAGAUGUUUUCAUAAACACCAAAAAUUAUAUUUUAGCAUACUACACUGUAUAUCAGAAAUGAUGCAAAAACACUUUCUAUUGUUGUACUAAUAUGAACUAGAAUGGAACCAUGCAUUAUACAACUUCAGUAA
Messenger RNA from Exaiptasia diaphana, 2349 nucleotides. Its product is annotated as ATP-binding cassette sub-family B member 7, mitochondrial. The coding region runs from base 6 to 2165 and encodes 719 amino acids. The record is from RefSeq and is a predicted model, not a curated record. Gene Ontology annotation, molecular function: ATP binding; ABC-type transporter activity; ATP hydrolysis activity. Gene Ontology annotation, biological process: transmembrane transport; intracellular iron ion homeostasis. Lineage: Eukaryota; Metazoa; Cnidaria; Anthozoa; Actiniaria; Aiptasiidae. The transcript has 14 exons. Gene Ontology annotation, cellular component: mitochondrial inner membrane.